UGUAAUUAUUCUAUAUUCCAAAGUCCUAUGAUAAGAAGGAACCAUUGUGGAUAAAUUUGUAGGAUGUGAGACAGUUAAUCGUAACUAAUCGCUAGUUUACAAUGUCUGAACCGAAUAAUCCUUUCGCUGGCUUAAUAGGCGUAUCAGAAGUGAAAUCAACAAAUAACACAGGUUACAAUGAUAGUAACACGCCUUUACAAAUCAGUUCAAAAAGCACACAUAAUGAAGAAAUUCAAACAAUAAAUAGCAUUGUCGAAAACGUUUUCCACUUUACAAUAAACCCUAAUGCGGUUGAUAACUAUACAAGCUCUGAUAAACAAUUGGUUUACUUGGAAGAAUUAGCAGAAGCUACUAAACCUCAUUCAUAUAUUGACUUGGAAGCUUUAGAACAAGCCCUUUUUGAAAGGUUACUUUUACCAGAGGUUGAAUCAAAUGUCAUCCCAAAGACGUGUAAAAUUUUCAAAGAGUAUGUAAUUCAGAAACAGGUAUUCCCUUAUUUAUUCAACUCCAUACAAAAUCUUCAAAGUUAUGAACAAACAAACACUGACUAUGUUAAAACAGCAGUACAGAAAAUGAAAGAACUUAUAUUCAGAAAUGCUGUAACGGCACUAAAACAACCUGCUUUAUUUGAAGAUCAAAAUUUUCCAACGCAGCUUGUAGAACUAUUACAACAUGUUGAUCCACAGAGCCAUAGCUUUUUCAUAGAAAUUGUGGAAGCAUUUGUAUCUGAUGGUUCAGCAACAAAUGAAAGUGUACACACACAAUUAAAGGACACUAUGGCUCCUGUGCUAAGAAUAAUACAUACAGAUGUAAAUAAGUCGAACCUUAUCAACCUACCUAUUUAUAUUUUGCCAUCAAUACAAUUAUUUGCAAGUAAUGCUCACUUAGCUCAAAUUUUAAUGGAAGUCUGUGAGCCAUAUAUUCAAACAAAUGGACGUCUAUAUCAAGAUUCUAUACUAGGUGCUUUGUUAAGCUUAUCAGUUCUACCUAGAACUGCUACAUCUCUACAUGAGUUUUUUGAUAAUCCCAUGGACCAGGCUGCAACUUCGAUGAUAGAAUCGUCAAUAUGGAAUGCAUCCUCUCACUUAACAAACAAUAUGCACAAAAUUUUCUUAACAUUAUUAAAAGCAGGUCCUCAGAUGAGAAAUCGUCUAUUAACUUGGAUUGGGAAAUGUCUAAAAACAAAUGUUGCAAGGGGAAAACUUUGGAACGUUCAAGCUGGUGAAGUUAGUGCGGCAACAUUAAGCUGUGUGUCCGAUGGUUUUAUGUUGAAUCUUGGUGCAGUAUUAUUGCAUUUAUGUCAACCAUUUUGUACAACAUCUAAUGAUAUAAAAGCAUUGAAAAUCGACCCAACGUAUGGUGCGGUUUUGCCUGAAGAAUGUGGAGCUAAAUCUGUACAUUUAGAUUGCCUACAUAGUGAAACUUGUUUGUUACCUGCUGUGGAGGGAGACGAUGGUCAGACUUUGAAAAGGCCCACUGCUAAUAUGUACAAUUUUGUUACUGAAUGCUUUUUUAUGACACAAAAAUGUAUAGAUUUAGGUGUGAGAGUCUGUGCAGAAAAAUUAUGGCGUUGUGGACAAGAUUUGGCCAGAGCGCAACGCGCACUCGCUGACGUUGCAGCGAGUGCACAUCAUUUACUGGAACCAAUGAGACAACGCACGCAUCACCUUAUGACAAAAUUCUUUAGUCUUCGGUGUGCACUUCUUGAAAAUGAUAUGCUGACGAAUCUUAACCGUUUGCAAGCCACUACCUGCAUGUGGCUAGUGCAAGUAGCAAUAAGACCAAAUCCAACAGAGCCUCAGGCGAGUUACGCACCUACCACCGUUAUACCUGUGGAAAUGCCCAUCACCACUCCGCCACCAGAUACUUUAAGAUGUGUCCCGGAAUUCGUAUUGGAAAAUAUUGUAGUUCUGAUUACUAUGGCGCGACGUACUGUGGGCGCAAUCACAGAGGAAGCCGACAUAGCGGGUCUCUUACACCCAGCGCUCACUCUAGUGCUUACAUUCAUGGGUGAUUCCACGCGGACCUACAAUCCACAUCUUAGAGCUCGUCUUGCAGAAUGUUUAGAAGCUAUGUUGCCAAAUCAUCCGGACGAUCAACAACCGCUUAGCAACUUGGCGUCAUUCUACCGAGAACAAUUGUUCAAAGAACACCCUCACAGACUACAGUUGGUACCUUGUUUGCUGGAUGUGUUCGUGGGCAUCGAGAUGACUGGUCAGAGUGUACAGUUUGAGCAAAAGUUUAAUUACCGCCGUCCAAUGUACUUAGUCAUGGAUUUCCUAUGGGGCAUCGAGGAACACAGAGAUGCCAUUACGCGUCUAGCUAAUGAAGCUGAAGCUAAUAUGGAGGCGGUGCAUCCACCAAUAUUCUUGAGAUUUGUUAAUUUACUGAUGAACGAUGCCAUCUACCUGCUCGAUGAGGCACUCGGCAACAUGGCCCAGAUACGUUCGAUGCAGAUCGCACAAGAAACCGGUGCAUGGAACGAACUAUCAUCACAGGAGCGCGAUCAGAACCUCGCAAAUCUAUCUCACAUCGGCAAUUUGGCGCGGUUCGACAAUAUACUAGGUCGCGACACGAUCCGCACGCUCGUCCGUUUGACUGCGCAUGCGCCGCACGUGUUCUGCCACCCUACGCUCGUCGACCGCAUCGCCUCAAUGCUCAACUACUUCUUAUUGCAUCUAGUCGGACCCAAUAAAAAGAAUUUCAAGGUAAAAGACAUGAAGGAGUUCGAAUUCGACCCGGCUAGUACUGUGAGGGACAUCUGCCGUAUGUACGUAGAGUUGGGCACAAACGAGCGGUUCUGCGCCGCCGUGUCUGAUGACGGCCGGUCCUACUCGCCCCAGUUGUUCACGCUGGCUGAAGCCGUAUUAGUGCGUAUCGGUGGCGGUGGACUGAUCAGUUCACUACAAGAAGUCGCCACCCGUGUCGGUCAGCUCGCGGAGCAACGCCAGCGCGAUGAGGAGAUUCUCGCCAACGCACCGGAGGAGUUCCUCGAUCCCAUCAUGAGUACCCUCAUGCUGGACCCGGUCACUCUGCCCAGUUCUCGCACCACCGUUGACCGGACUACUAUUGCCAGACAUCUUCUUAGCGACCAGUCAGAUCCAUUUAACCGUUCGCCUCUCUCCAUGGAUCAAGUUAAAUCGAACACUGAACUCAAAGAAAGAAUCCACGCUUGGAUAGCUGAACAGAAACAGAAAAUUGCUCAAACUGGGACCACUAACAUUUAGGCAUAUUGUAAUAAAAGACUGUACGUUGCUACGUAUGUAAUAGUUUAGUAGUAUUCGUUUAGAUUAAGCGUCAGCUAACAUACCAAGCGGAUUUAUGCUAGACAUGUUUUCAAAACAUAUUUUUAAAUAAAUAUCAGAAAUAACUAAAAAUAUAUUGGUGUUUAAACAUAAUUGAAAAGAAUUCAUCGCCCUCCCGUUUGAUCUGAGUUGAUCCUAAAGCUAUCUUAAAAAUCAAUUGCCGUGCGUUUGUCUCGCUAAAAUUCGAGAAUGGCUGGGCCGAUUUUGCUGAUUUUAGUUUUGAAAUGUUUCUCGUAGUUCCGGGAAGAUUUAAACUGUGAGAGGUGAUAUGAAGUGCACUAGAUCAUCUAGUGUACAAUAAAUUUCUAAUCAGGUGUAAAGAUAGACAAUAUUUUUCAGUAAAAUAAAUACUGCAUCAAUAAAAUAUUUAAUGAUGACGAACUUAUCCAUAAGAUAAUUAAUUUUUAUAUGAUAAUGGCGUAAUUUAGAUUAUGUUACGAUAUCAUAUUUUUCCUACUUAUUCAGGGAAUAACCAAAGAAGGGAAAGUUCAUGUGGGUGUUGUGGGUUGAACGAGGGUUUUAAGAAAAUUGAUUUUGUCUCUGCAUUAUAUAUUUGAUAUAUUAAAUAAAAUAAUUUAUUUAUGUUUGUUCUGUUACGUUUUGGUUGCAUUCCUUGAAUUAUAGAUAAUCAUAGUUAUAUUUUAUGCAAAUAUGUUUUGCAUUGUGAUAUUUUGUUUUAUGACUUAUUUCAUGAGGUAACUAUAGAAUAUAACUAUAGGAUUAAAGUAAAAAUAUAAAUAAAAAAAUGUUUUAACAAACACAUUUUUGUUUUUAUUGCAAAGACAUUAAACUUAAUUAGUUUACUGGCACUUUUCCCCUAGACAUGAACGUAAUCGUAAACAGCGCAAUCUCAGUAUUGCCAACAGUUGCAAAGAGUGGUAAGCGAAAAAAGUUGCGACUAUUCGGAAGCCAUUUUGAUUCAAAUAAGCUUAAAUUAAAUCAGGAUUUUUCAAAGCUUGAAGCUUACUAUCCAUUUGAUAAAACUAAACAAGAAUCUACACAUUCAUAAAAUCACUAAAAUUUCAACAAAAACAAUUUUACUAUAAUAAAACCAUAAUUGAAACAUGCCCUCAGCGAGGCUUGAAUGAAUGUCGAGAAAAAAUAGUUUUAUUUUUGUUUGGGGUGGGCAUGUGCAGUUGAAAAAGUAUUUUAAAUAAAACAUUAACAAUGACGAUUUACUUUAAUUAAAUCAUUUCCCGACAAAAACACAAGUAUUUAGCAAAAUAAUAAUAAAUCGAAUGUCAGCCAUUUGAUGUCUCAUUACUCGACUCGAUAAUAUUCCAUUGAUGAUACAUCACUUUUUACCUCUGAAAGUGUUUGUAUUACCUAUUGGCUAUAAUUAAACUCAGCCAACGUAUAGACAAAUAAUA
This is a messenger RNA of Diatraea saccharalis (sugarcane borer), 4675 nucleotides long. NCBI's taxonomy places the organism in Eukaryota, Metazoa, Arthropoda, Insecta, Lepidoptera, Crambidae. The record is from the annotation of a GenBank genome assembly.